AUUACGCAAAAUGAUCACAGCAUACUACUACUACUACUAAUUUAUUCUUCACUGCAUCUGUUUCUCUCUCUUCAUCACUCCUCAAUUUCCCCUCUUUCCAUUCGCUCAGACCACUCUCCAUCACUCUCUGUAAUCCUCUCUAUCUCCUGAUUUGAGGUUGUGACUUGUUGGAUUGAGCCUCAUCUUGCUUUUGUUAGGGUUUCGAUUUGGGGAUUUUGUUGCAUCAUCUUCAUACAAUACUUAUCACUUCAAUUUUCUUGUAUAAUAGUAAUCUGAAUUUCUACUAGGCUGCUUGUUUCCUGUUCAUAUGUCUUCAUGUUGCUGCUACUCUUGCUUUUUAUCAUCGUUGCGUUGCAAUAUUUUCAUCACUGCAGUUUGUUUCCUUCUAAUAAAUUGGCUGGUUAAAUUUUACUACUAUUAACUUAAUAGUACUCCAUAUGAUAUGCUGCUAUCAGAUAGUUUAACCAAGUUUUUUGGUUCGUGAAAGAUGGGUAGCAUUAGCCACAACCAACUCACGGUCUCCAUAUGCUUCAAAAUUAUACUUUAUGUGCUCGUCUUCAUCGUAUCUCAAGUCGACGGUCAAAACACUCCCCACCAACUAAAUAUCACGUUCGUAGCAGAUGCCAUAACAAAAGGGGCCGGUAAAAUCUGCUUGGAUGGAACCCCUGGAGGCUACUAUUUUUCCAAGGGAUUCGGAGAUGGAAUCAAUAGUUGGAUGGUUUUUCUACCGGGAGGAGCAUGGUGUGCUACAAAAGAAGAAUGCCUCAAUAGAAGCAGCACAGGAUUAGGGUCCAACAAAGAUCAUCCUCCUCUACGUAUAUCUUUGGGUACUUUCCAAAGUCAUAACAAAACAAUAAAUCCAGAUUUUUAUAACUGGAAUUUUGUUGCGAUCCAGUACUGUGACGGUGCAUCAUUUAUGGCAGAUGUUGAAGCCGUCAAUCCGGAAACAAAUCUCCAUCUAAGAGGUCGGAGAAUCUUCACCUCUGUAAUUGAAGAGCUCAUGAGUACUCAAGGAAUGAGUAAUGCUGAAAAUGCUUUACUCAUAGGAAACUCGGCAGGUGGGUUGGCGACGAUCCUAAAUUGUGAUCGUUUCCAUUCUUUCCUACCCGGUGCCUGUCGUGUAAAAUGCAUUUCAGAUUCUGGCUUCUUUAUUCGAGCGGAACAUCUCCGUGGAGCUCAGGACAGUGCCACAGACUACUUUGGCAAAGUAGUUUUAUUUCAUGAAUUAGUACAAUUUUUACCGGAGUCAUGCACACAAAGAUUUGCUCCAGAAUUGUGUUUUUUCCCGGAAAAUGUGGUCAAUGAUAUCCGGACGCCAUUGUUUUUGCUAAACUCGGAUUUUGACAAAUAUCAAAUAUCGGAACUCGUAGUACCUAACAGAGUGGAUUGGAAUAAUUGCACUGCAGAAUUUAGCAAGCUUUCAAGUUGCACAGAAAAUCAACAACAUAUCAUAAUGGAUUUUCAGACCACGUUUCUAGAAACAUUGGAGAAACUAGAUGAUAAUCCAUCAAGAGGAUUAUUCAUCACAUCGUGCUAUAUCCAUGAUUUUAUUUACAAACCAUCCAAUUGGCAAAGAAUACCGACUUUGCAAAAUAAGACAAUUCAACAAGCCUUGGGUGAUUGGUAUUUCGAAAGAAGCAGUGUUUGCCUUAUAGACACUCAAAAUUUACAUCCAAUUAACUGCCCGAAAUAGUAUAAAUCCAUUAAGUUUAUCUAUUUUUUUCAUUGUAAGUAUAUUUAAAUUAAUGUUUAAGAAAAAUGUUAUCUAUCAAGUUAAUAUGGGUGUCAUUCAACUCAUUUUAUCAAUAUCAGUAUUAUUUUAGCA
Salvia splendens (bonfire salvia) is the source of this 1825-nucleotide messenger RNA. RefSeq names its product pectin acetylesterase 8. Gene Ontology annotation, biological process: cell wall organization. The transcript has 12 exons. NCBI's taxonomy places the organism in Eukaryota, Viridiplantae, Streptophyta, Magnoliopsida, Lamiales, Lamiaceae. Gene Ontology annotation, cellular component: plant-type cell wall. Bases 488 to 1693 code for a protein of 401 amino acids. Gene Ontology annotation, molecular function: pectin acetylesterase activity. The record is from RefSeq and is a predicted model, not a curated record.